Anopheles cruzii is the source of this 2817-nucleotide messenger RNA. RefSeq names its product protein HIRA homolog (gene Hira). Gene Ontology annotation, biological process: chromatin remodeling; regulation of DNA-templated transcription; DNA-templated transcription. The record is from RefSeq and is a predicted model, not a curated record. Bases 1 to 2817 code for a protein of 938 amino acids. Gene Ontology annotation, cellular component: HIR complex; nucleus. NCBI's taxonomy places the organism in Eukaryota, Metazoa, Arthropoda, Insecta, Diptera, Culicidae. Gene Ontology annotation, molecular function: nucleosome binding; protein binding. The transcript has 5 exons.
AUGAAGAUUCUACAGCCAAGCUGGGUGCAUCACGAUGAAAAGUCCAUUUUUUCUAUCGACAUCCAUCCGAGCGGAGAGCGGUUUGCGACCGGUGGCCAAGGAUGCGAUUCGGGGCGUGUUGUCAUCUGGAACAUGGCGCCGGUGCUGAGCGAUGAAGCGGAGGCAAACCAGAACGUACCGCGGAUCCUGUGCCAAAUGGAUAACCAUUUGGCGUGCGUUAACUGCGUCCGCUGGUCAGCCAACGGUCUUAUGCUGGCAUCCGGUGGCGACGAUAAGCUCGUAAUGAUAUGGAAGAAAACCGUCGGCGGAAGCGGUGGUAUCGGUGCGUUCGGAAGUAGCGGAAAAUCCGUCGAACACUGGCGAUGCAUAAACACGCUGCGAGGCCACGCGGGCGACGUGCUGGAUUUGGCGUGGUCUCCCCAAGAUCGUUGGAUUGCUAGUUGCAGCGUGGACAACACGAUCAUUAUUUGGGAUGCACAACAUUUUCCGAAAAUCGUGCACGUACUGAAAGGACACACCGGCCUGGUAAAGGGCGUAACAUGGGAUCCGGUGGGGAAGUUUGUGGCAUCCCAAAGCGACGACCGGUCUCUGAAGGUGUGGAAAACUACCGACUGGAGUUGUUUUAAAACCAUUACGGAACCGUUCGAGGAAUGCGGUGGUACCACUCACAUCCUGCGCCUAUCGUGGUCACCGGACGGACAGUAUCUGGUUUCGGCGCACGCAAUGAACGGCGGUGGUCCCACGGCCCAAAUAAUCGAGCGUGACGGAUGGAAGUGCGAUAAAGACUUUGUCGGCCAUCGGAAGGCGGUUACCUGCGUGCGAUUUCACAAUUCCAUCCUGAAACGGAUGGCGCCCAAAACGAACAAACUUCAGCAGUACUGCUGCCUAGCGGUUGGAGCACGGGACCGGAGUCUGUCGAUUUGGCUCACGGCCCUCCAGAGACCGCUCGUUGUGAUCCACGAUCUGUUUCAGGAUUCAAUUCUCGAUCUCUCGUGGAGCCACGAUGGCUACACGCUACUGGCGUGCAGCGGCGAUGGCCACAUCGCGUGUCUGCAGUUCACUGCCCAAGAGCUUGGUACACCGCUUUCGGAGGAGGACAAAAACAUUCUCUACCAACGAAUGUAUGGCAAAAAUGCAAACUUCGAUCUGGCGGUGCAGGCAGAAAAGGAGAUGAUUGUAGAGAAUUCCGAUUUUCUAAAUGUCUCAAAAAGUAACCUAGUACCACCGACACUGGUGCCCCAGCCGGCCCAGGGAGCUAAAAAAGACGAAUCGAAAACCUCAAAUUACGCUGCCACUACGGGCAGCACCAUACAGUCACAAAAUGCGGUUCCCAUAAAGUCUUCGUCUUCGGUUCACGCACCCAUACUGAAGCAGAUUGAGACAAAAACAGCCGACGGAAAGCGUCGCAUAACGCCCAUUUUCAUACCGUUGAACGACGAUAACGGACCGGCUUCGGGUGCGAACAACUUUUCACCGACGAUCCAAUUCGGUAGCAAAUCGAGCGAAAGUAUGCCGAGCGUCGAUUGUAAGCCCCUGGUUAGUGACGACUCCAGCCAGCUAACGGUCACAAGCACACUCGAAACGAGCCUCGAGCCUACCUGCAAAUUGGACAAUAGACUGAAGAAAAUGCCCGUUACCGUGGCCCCUCUGAAGGCCGAGCCAAUGACUCUCGUAGCAGAACAAUCGGUGACGGCGACAGUAUCGCUGGCGCCAACACCAAGCCAAAAGCUGGUCGAACGGACGCGUCUGCCAACGUACGCCACUGGCAAGGCUACCGUCAUCCAAGGCAGCUCCUUCAAAGCCUUCGGUGAAGUGAGGGUUCAGAUACAGAACAAUUCAGUCAAAACAUCUUACGGUACUCUGUGCCGCGUGGCCGGCCUCACCGUAAACGCGCAACGUACGGAGAGGAAAAUCUGGGAAACGGUUGUCGGUUCGCCAGUGGUAUGUUUCGCAGUUAGUGCCAAAUACGCAAUCGUAUGCAGCCAGGAUUACACGAUCCGUUUGUUGGACAUAAAAACGGGAACACCAAUUUUUCCGGUCAUCAGCCUAUCGAGUCCGGCUGUGCAGAGCGCAUUUAGCUCCAAUUGCAAAUUAGUUGCCGUGGUAACCGAAAGCGGUAUGUUGCGCAUCUGGAAUGUGGCCGAUAAAGCUGUCUACCUCUCAACGAACUGUUCGGAUAUUAUGAGCGGAAGUUUUGUGACGGUGCUGCAUUUAUCUGACCAGGGAAUGCCGUUUAUCGUGCUUGCCAACGGAUCAUCGUACUGUUACUGCCGUAAGCUUGACAGCUGGAUGUUGAUCAACUCUUCCGAUCCGAUCAUGCGCCACGGAUUGAUCGGUAACAAGGCAAACACGCCCGUGCGAAACAUGAAAGUGUACCCACUGUCGACGAUCCAAUCGUAUGGCAACUUUUCGGGACCGAAGACAAACAGUUUUGCCGAAUUACACUCAGCAACGUGGCAAACACCAGCAGCGAUUUCAUUUAUUGAAAAUCAAAUCAAAAUAUGUGAAAUGAUCAGCUCGCCCGUCGAGCUAAAGUACUGGUACUCGAUGUUGGGUUUCCAAUUAGCGCUCAACGGUAGCGAAGACAAGAUUCGCCAGGUGCUGGACGAGCUGCUGGGGGCUACGCAGAGCUUGGACGCACGAAUGAGCGACGACACUGACCCGUCCGUGCUCGGCAUUUCGAAACAUGUGUUCAUGGAGGACGUUCUGAACCACUUGAAAAUGCAAACAAAGUGGCAACGCAUUUACACCGAAUAUCUCGAUCAGCUGAAAUUUUUGAAGGAGCGUGACGUCACAGAUAAAGCGCUAUUGGAGUGA